Aspergillus calidoustus is the source of this 639-nucleotide messenger RNA. The record is from the annotation of a GenBank genome assembly. NCBI's taxonomy places the organism in Eukaryota, Fungi, Ascomycota, Eurotiomycetes, Eurotiales, Aspergillaceae.
AUGCGUCUCCUCACCUUCGGCAGCCUGCUGCUCAGCAGUGCAUCCGUGUCUACCGCGGCAUUGUGCAGUAACUGCUCGCCAACAUCACAGGAUAGCAAAGUCCUUCAGUACGCCUGGGCAAUCCAGGGCUUGAGUUACUGGUUCUAUGAAACCAAUUCAGCGAACCAGACGAACUUUUCUAGCGCUCCGAACACAUCCAAGACAAACUACCCGAGCAAUCUGGAGGGUAUACAAGCUCAGAAUCUGUAUGGUGCCCUCCAGGUCGACAAGCUCGCAUCCAACCUCUCGGACUUCCAACAACCUGACUGCAAUUUCUCCAUACCCACCCCCUCCACUAUCACCGAAUAUAUAGCAAAAUCCUGGUACCUGGAGACUGUCAUAUCUGGUGCUUUUACUGGGGUUUCCAACUACACCCAGACGCCCAUGGUCUCCCUCCUUUUGAAUCGAUUGGCUGUUCAGCAUGCGACCCACGCGACAUAUCUUGCCAGUUCCAUUUUACAAAAUGUAUUGGCGGCAAACGACACCUCUGAUAUACCGGUCCUCCCGCCUGACAUGGUUCUCAGCAACAAAACCGCCGAUGCCAUGCUAGGUGGUAUUCUGGGUGGAUGUGUAGUUGCACCAGACUCGCCCUGUGGCUAG